UCUCUCUCUCUCUCUCUUUAUUCGGAGGUGAAGAAGGAGAGCCCAAACAAACUCAUCCAAAGCCAGGCUUUGUAGUUUGAAGUUGAACAACCUCAUCCCAUCAUUAUCUCUCUUCAAAAUUCACCAUCUUCUCUCUAUUGAAGCUUCUUCUUCUUCUUCUUCUUCUUCUUCUUCUUCUUCUUCUUCUUUCUCUCAACACCAAGAACCUCAUCCCAUCCUCGAUACCUUUCUCUCUCCUCUUUGCUUAGAAGUGGAGAGGGAGAGAGCCCAGACAAAAGCUUUGUACUUUGAACAACCUCAUUUUGUCCUCUUCAUCUCUUUUAAAAGCUCACCAGAGUCUCUCUCAUCGCUUUCUUGGAGUGAUCUUCUCCUCCUCCUGUCUCUCAACCACCACCUCCUCUUAACUCUUCGUACAAUGGCCUGAACCCAGCUCCGGAGCCAUGAAGGCCAAGACCCACGUCCAAGACCUUCCCACCAGGCCGCCGCAGGGGCAUUGCCGCCGUGCGUCGCGAGGCAGGCCCUGGUACGACCUCCCCGAGAACCCCAAGGCUGCCGAGGCCCUUCGCCGGCUCCGCUCCCCCUUCCUCCUCUUCUCCGUGCUCCUCUCCUACGGUCUUGGGUUACUGUACUGCACCUCCGUCUUCUCGGCCGUGGCGCCGCCGCCCGCCCCUCUCCCCGGGUCGGUGUACCGGAGCAAGGAGCUCUUCGAGAAGCUCUUGCCGGACCUGCUGUCGGUCAAUUCCUCCACUGUGCAGCUGAACACAAUCUGGACAAGUAGAAGGAAACUGAAACAGUGGAAGGAUUGCACAAAUCAUAAAACGGAACACCCCGGAUCAACUGAACCAUUUGGUUACCUGAUAGUUGAUGCAAAUGGUGGUCUUAAUCAGCAACGUUCCUCGAUUUGUAAUGCGGUCGCACUGGCUGGGCUUCUUAAUGCUGUCCUCGUGAUCCCAAACUUCCAUCUUCACAACAUCUGGAUGGAUCCAAGUGAAUUCAAAGAUAUCUACGACGAAGAUCAUUUUAUAAACAUGCUUGAAGGCCAUGUGACAGUAGUGAGGGAUAUACCUGAGAUGGUUAUGGAAAGAUUUGGUUACGAUAUCAGCAAUGUACCAAACUUGAAAGUAAAAGCUUGGGCAUCAAGCAGUUAUUAUUCUGAUGUUGCAGUACCGUUGUUACGGGAGCAUGGGGUUAUUCGCAUAAGUCCAUUCGCAAAUAGACUGUCAAAUGAAGUUCCAUCAGAUAUGCAGAGACUUCGGUGUUUAGCUAAUUACAAGGCACUAAGGUUUUCUCUCCCAAUAGCAGCAAUGGCAAAGAAGUUGGCCAGCCGUAUGGUUGAGAAGAGCUCAUUGUCUGGUGGGAAGUAUGUCUCAAUCCACCUUCGCUUCGAGGAGGACAUGGUGGCCUUUUCAUGCUGCAUUUAUGAUGGAGGGAUGUCCGAAAAAGUAGAAAUGGAUUCUGCUCGCCAAAGAGGUUGGAAGGAGAAGUUUAAACUCCGAGGUCAUUGUUUGAGACCAGACCGAAACCGAAUGCAAGGAAAAUGCCCCUUGACACCUUUGGAGGCGGGGAUGAUGUUAAGGGGUAUGGGUUUCAGCAAUGACACUCCUAUUUAUUUGGCAUCUGGGAAACUCUACAAGGAGGAAACACAUUUGGCUCCUCUACUCCAACUAUUUCCUCUCCUUCAAACAAAAGAAUCUCUUGCUACUUCUGAGGAGCUUGCUCCAUUUCAGAACUACUCGUCAAGAAUGGCUGCUCUCGACUACUCUGUUUGCCUUCACAGUGAAGUGUUCGUGACCACUCAAGGUGGCAAUUUCCCACACUUCAUGAUGGGCCACCGGCGCUUUCUCUAUGGCGGCCAUGCCAAGACCAUCAAGCCAAACAAGCCAAAGCUAGCCGUGUUGUUUCAGGACACCAACAUCAGUUGGAAGGCUUUCAGAGGACAAUUGGAGGUGAUGCUUGAUGAGAGUGAAAGGAAGGGGAUGGUGCUCAGGAAGAGCAGUCAGUCAGUCUACUCCUUCCCUUCACCAGAUUGUGCAUGUCUCCAUGAUCAUCAAGCCAACUCAACAUUGUUCAAGAGAUAUCAGCACCACCAUGGAGUUGGCUGACUGCAGUGUUCAUCUCUCCACCUUGGAACUUGAAGGAGAACCCUUUUUUUGUGUUGAACACCUUCAUCUGAGACAGCACCUGCUUGGUUUUUGCAGCAGGAUGUGGUUGCAUGACUUUGCCUCUCAUGUAGAUAUGAUAUAUUGGAGGAUAAUGAGUGAUUUUUCUAUGCAUUUGCAAUUUGUUUUAUCUUUUUUUUUUUUUUUUCUGUUUUUGUUUGAUUGAUGGACAUGGGAGCCAACAAAAUGAAUAUUUUGGUGACCUAUUUUUCCUGUGAAUAAAGUGCAUUUUGGAAUCAAUCUUUGUAUGCAAUUGAAAUUUCUUCCUCUUUUUCGGGGAAAGAAUUAUAGAUAGAGAAAUAAGAUUAUAUGGUACGAAUUCAGUGCAGCAAUUUAGCAAUGUAACAUAAUGAAGCACAUAGUUUAAGUAGUUACUGACACAGAAUUGGCCUCCUCCUGUUGUUUAUGUCACCUGCAGGAGAACAGCCGACAUAGCAGCAGAUUACAGCACACCGAACACAGAGGAAGAAGACGAUGAACGACAAGCGCGCAGCUAUACGUAUACAAGCAUGCACGCAUGCAUGCAGCUGGUUCAGGGGUCUCAUGCCAGCGUCUGCUUCAUGGGGUAUAUGAGAAGCUCCCCGGCGGAGCCGCCGUCGACGAGGGCGGCGAUAGACUCCGGCGUCUUUUUUGUGAAGUCGGAUCCCCAGGUUCGUAGCCACACGUCUUGAAGGCUACCCUCCUCGGGGAAGAGCAGCCUGUAGGCGGUCAGUUCCCCGUCGGACGACAGUUGCGCCUUGCAGGUGGGAGCAGUGGCCUGCAGACCCCGUCGCUCCUCCCUGGAGGAUGCGGCUUCCACCUCGCUGGCCCCGCGGAUGUGCAUGGUGCACGUAGUCUCCAGCACCAAGGUGUAGUUGCCGUUCUUAAGCAGCGCCCCGCCGGUGGGCCUGUAGAUGAAGUCGUCCGACGAGUACAUGAUGUAGCCCGAGCUGUCAAAGGACGAUGACGCUAGCCGGUGGUUGGAGACCGUGCCGUCGCUGCCGCUGCUGUUGGCUAUGGAUUUGAAGCUCCACAGCGAGGGGCCGUAGAUGCGGAGCGUGCCGUCGGGGCGGAGGAGGAGGGCGUAGCUCCCCCGACGCGCCGGGCUGCCGGUUGUCCACAAGGGAAUGCCUUCGGUGUCGCUGACGACGGCCACGCCGUACCUGUUGAUCCAAAAUAUGCAGUCGAUGGCUCGGGCGACGCUGCCGGAGUUCCAUAUGAUCAUGUUGUUGGUGUCCCUCAGGACAAGGUCACAGUCGACCUGCAAGGUCAAGGUGGAGCCAUUGUUGGCCAGGCUGUCGCCCUGCUUGAGGAUGCUGGACUCGAGGUGAGAGAAGAGAGCAACGUCGUCGUCAGCGAGAACUGUCAGGGUCUCGAGGGAGAAGAAGAAGAAGAAGAAGAAGAAGAGG
Molecule: messenger RNA, 3547 nt
Organism: Musa acuminata AAA Group (dessert banana)
Lineage: Eukaryota; Viridiplantae; Streptophyta; Magnoliopsida; Zingiberales; Musaceae
Product: O-fucosyltransferase 10-like
Exons: 10
Coding region: 441-2102 (553 amino acids)
Source: RefSeq, a predicted model, not a curated record